Molecule: messenger RNA, 596 nt
Organism: Sinocyclocheilus grahami
Lineage: Eukaryota; Metazoa; Chordata; Actinopteri; Cypriniformes; Cyprinidae
Product: PH domain leucine-rich repeat-containing protein phosphatase 2-like
Exons: 3
Coding region: 141-596 (151 amino acids)
Source: RefSeq, a predicted model, not a curated record
CCGUGCGCUUCAGUCCCACUAUGGCGUCUCAUCAAAUCAGGAUGGGCUUUUUCUACCGCCUUCUGUACUGGAAUUUAUCUGUCGCCGACUGGUAUCUUACAUCUGGAUUUCUGUGCUGAAAGGCGUCAAAUGUAGGCGAAAUGAAGGACGAGAAAAGCACAGCGCGGUCGCUCCAGAGCGCCGACACGGAGCGGAGAAAUGCAGCCGAUGUGGAGGAUGGCCGGGCGGGCAGCGGAGCGCCGCUGAUCCCGGUGCUGCAUGAAGCACCGACAGCCCGAGCGGGAACGGGAAUACGCGUUUUAAAGCGUAACAUGAAGAGGAACGGCAGUCGAGGCUGUGUGACGCGGAAGACGCGCUUCGGCUCUCGAGAGCGAGACUGGUUGAAGGGCGAUGCUCAGCGAGGCUGCGUGUGUCUCUAUGGGGCCUCGGAGCCUCAGCCUCCAGCCUCGGGCCCCCAGACCUCCACCAGCACACAGCCGGACCUGAAGCUGGUGCUCUGCUCCACCAAAACCACCGCCGAGGAGCUGUGCGCUCAGAGAGAAGUGCAGGGCCUCUACCUGCAGCUGCAUGGAGACUUAAUCAGGGUUCGACAGUAA